CUGACACAUAUCACAGGUUAAAAUGUGUUGUGAAGAGUCACAGUGGUGAAGAGGAGCUGAAUCUGACUGCUCGGCUCGAGGUCUGUCAUAAUGAUUUGGAAAUUGGUCCAUUUUAGUACUUUCCUUCUUGGAGUACUCACAUCCCAAACUCUAUUUUCCCCUUUCGCCACUAACACUGACGAAGGACUCUGUCACAUCUACAACUCUGGCCGAUCUGCAGACUGUCUGGGAAGACAGCUUGAAAGUGUCCCAUGGAGACAAUUUCCAUCCACACUGGAAGACAUCGAUCUUUCCUACAAUAAACUUCAAGCUGUCCAUGCUGACGACUUCCUCCGCUUCCCCCGGCUUCACACCCUUAAGCUGCAGUACAAUAACAUUUCACACAUUGACAAUGAUGCUUUUAAAAACAGCACACUGCUUGAGCAUCUUGACAUCUUCAAUAACUCCCUGCAAGAAAUUCCUGCCACAGCGCUGACUCCUCUCUUGAAUCUAAAAAAGCUCUACAUGUCCAAUAACCUUUACAAACAUGCCACUUUGGCUGAUAGCUUCUCCAGAUUUGUUAAACUCACAGUUCUGUCUAUGGGUGGGCCUCUGGUGAUGGGUCUAAAGAAAGCUGAUUUCCAGCCCCUGAAGAACAUCAGGUUACAAGGCUUUGCAAUCAAAUGUUCGUCCAAUCUAAGUUUCUAUGAGCCUGGAAGCUUGGAAGUCAUCCAGACAAAGCAGAUGGGAUUCGAUAUGGCCAUAGAUCAGCGACCUGACACUCUUCAUCACAUGCUACGCGACCUUGCCAACAAGACCUUCAGCAUCAUCCAGUUCCGCAACCUCUUUGAAUUCAUGUACUAUAUGGGCGAGGAGGACAUUUUCCAGGGUUUAAAAUACGUCAAGGCAUAUCAGCUCAUCUUUCACAGAGGGAAGUUCAAUGAGAAUCUCCUGAGGAUGGCUUUAAUGAACCUACAAGAUGCCCCUAUCAAAAGGCUGAGGCUUCAGUACAUCGACUUUGCCCGAUCACCAACAUUUGUUGAUGGCGGAGCAGGUUCCAGCAUCACAGACCUGGCACUGGAUAAGCUGGAUCUUUGGUAUAUCAGCAAUCCUGAUGUGCUGCGAUUUGACUGGCGCUUCACUUGGUUCAACAAAGUAAAGGAACUGUCUUUUCAGCAUGUGUACUUCAACUCCGUACCUUGCGAUGCCUGGGUUGAGAUGGAGGGUGCGGAGUUUCUGGAUGUCUCCAAUAAUCGGCUAGAGAAUGAGUUUAUCUUCAACCAGAGGUGUGAUUACAAGGGCACCAUGCCAAAUCUUCACACCUUCAACUUAAAUAACAAUGACCUGACCAGUUUGAAGGACUUGUCAUCGCUGACAAGGGAGUUCCAGCGGUUGCAGGUGUUGGAAUUUAGCAACAACAAACUGGGAUCCGCUGAAAACAGUCGGGAUUGUGUCUGGCAAGAAAACAUCACUCGGGUUAUUGCUCACCACAAUCAAUUCGUAAGUGAAGCCCUCCGUUGUCUGCCCACCACAGUGCACUACUUAGACCUAUCCUACUGCAACCUGGACCAGCUGGACAUGGGGUACUUUGAGAAAGCCACCAAUCUGAAAGAGCUCCUGCUGAGUGGGAAUAAAAUCAAGUUCAUCCCAUCUAUCUGGAAAAGUCCAUCACUGCAGUCACUCACUUUGGAUGGGAAUUCGUUUGGCCUCAUUAGCAAGGCAUCCUUCCAGGACAUGCCGGCACUGUCUCAUCUGAGGGCGGGGAACAAUCCUUACCACUGCACUUGUGCGCUCCAUGCUUUCAUCCAGGACACAAUGUCAGAAGGAAAGGUGAACCUCACAGACUGGCCUUGGAACUACAGGUGUUACCACCCAGAGGCUUUGCUCAACACAGUCAUAUCCAGAUACGUCCCAGGUCAAGUGGCAUGUGAUACCAGACUUCUUAUCAUCAUCUGUGUUGCGACCACUGCAGCGGUGAUCUUGAUACUGAUGCUGAUUUGCUAUAUUUUUGACCUCCCGUGGUACACUAAAGCCACCUAUCAGAUCAUCAGGGCCAAAUACAGAGCUCACAAGGAAAACGAGGCAGGGGAAUCUGGGACUUUCACCUAUCAUGCUUUCAUAUCCUACAGCCACUCUGAUGCAGACUGGGUAAGGGACCAGCUUUUGCCCUGUUUGGAGAACAACAGGAAUCCCUAUCGUCUGUGUAUUCACGAGAGGGACUUCAUGCCAGGAAGAUGGAUCAUCGAUAACAUCAUUGACAACAUUGAAAAUAGUCGCAAGGUAAUAUUUGUCCUCUCUCGGCACUUUGUUAACAGCGAGUGGUGCAACUAUGAGCUGUACUUCGCACAGCAGAGAGCAAUGGGAAAGGCUUUUAGUGACGUCAUACUAGUGGUGAAGGAGCCCAUUGAUCCCAGGUCCUUGCCUAGUAAAUACUGCAAGCUUAAGAAGAUGCUGAGUACCAAGACGUACCUGGAGUGGCCCCAGCAGGUCAACCAGCAGGCUUUUUUCUGGGUGCAGCUGAAGAGUGUUCUGGGCAAGCCGACAAUGACUCGAGAGGGGGCGCACAGUGUUAAGAGGAGAACCUCAUCUGUGGGAGGCGUUUCUGUGAUUGAGCUCCCAAUGGAGGAUAGGAGGCCUGCAAUAGCAGCACCGAAGGCAGACAAAGAAGAAGAACCCCAAAAAAGACGAAAUGAUGAGCUGUCAAAUCAGAGCCAAAUCCCCAUUGUGGCAUUUUGACCAACAGGUUAUAAAAUAAAGCUUGUAUGAUUUCUUCAGUUUUGUCUCAGUAAAGGCCUGAACUCAGGUGACCUUUUGUGUGCAGGUUAACUCAAGCAGGGAGCAAAAGCCAACGUCUCAUUACGAUGACAGACAAUAACACGACCCCUCUCUGCCCACGGCCCUCUGUCAUGUUACCCCUGAGGGCCGAGCCGAUGCCCUCUGCUCCACUCUCCCUCUGAGCCUCUCGUGCUGGGCGCCCUGCUGACAGGCGCUGAAAGGCCACAAACUCAACGGCUCAAGUAAGAUCUCGCAUGUCGCACUCUGGAUAACAAGCCAGGUGCCAGAAAGAUGUGCUGACAGGAGCCACGUUGUGAAAAGGCAGUGCUCUGUUACAUUCUCUGCCCUCAGAGGUAUGAGAUCAUGCAUGUUCAAAUCCUGAUGUUCCAGGGCCAAGGCCACACAGGUCAUAUAAUACCAAUACUUCUAAGAAUACAAUGUGUUUUAGGGGGAUUAGCCCAAUUGCUGGUUAUAUAAAAAUCAAAAUCACACAAAAUCUUUGUAGAUAAUUGGAUUCAACACUGUCGGCAGUGCAUGCCAGCUCCUCAGUUCAGGCAAUGCUUAGAGAUGUCUGGUUAUGUGGCAAAAGUUAAGCAAGUGAUAGUACAGAAAAAUAAACUGGGAAAUAUGGCGCUCCAGCACUUUGCAUUUGCAUCAGCUCUUUUAGCGUGUGCUAAUUAGCUCAUCAUUUUGAAGUGGCUCUCCAUAGGCCCUCUAGUGUUUCAGGCUGACUUUCAAGUUGUUCCUGUAUUAAACUAUUGCAACUUUAAAUACAUUUAUGAGACCUUCACACAUCUCUUUAAACAUCCCAUAAUCUACACACACAUACAUAUACAGUAAUAAUGCGUACGUAUAUGAUAAAACUUAAUUUAGAGUGUGAGAGAAGGGGCAUAUUGUGUGAAUAAGCCUUAAAUAAAAAAGUUUGAAAGUUGUAUCUUAUAAGCUAGUCAGUGUCUUUACACACUUUACAAACCUGACAAUAAAAACAAUGUCAGACGAAGCACUAAAGCAAAGUGUGACAAAGCAACAGGGAGUCUGCCAGAUGUCAAUAAUGUGAAUGUAAACUUGCAGCCAUCCUCUAGGUUUCCUGUGAUUUGAUGGAAGCGGGUUUCCUUCCAGUGUGUUCUUGAAAAAAUAUGUUGUUGUUUUUUUAAAUAUGUUUUCUGUUAUUGACUGAAACGUCCCACCUACAGCAAAAGACUUUUUUAUUGUACAACACAAAAGCAGCUCUGUUCUGUUAUUUAUUGAUGAAUCUGAGUUGAGUUGAGCUCACACUUUGUGCUUUGAUGGUUGAUGUUUCUUGAAAUCAUUUCACUUUUGCAAACAGUAUUUGAGUCUGUAUCGUGCAGCAACUUAAGAAACAGAAACAGUCUCCUCUAUCUGGGAACCCUGACUUAACAUGUCAGGCUCUUUGCAGAGUUUGCAAAUGACCAGUAGAUGACACCCUUGAACCUGCAGAAAUCAAUGGUGAAUCAGUAUUUGCAUUAACGACGAGUAAACAGGCUGCACAAGUCCUCACCAAUGCAUAUGUGUAAUGUUCUAUGUAAAACAUCUUUUUGACUCUUAGUAUGUCGACACGCUCUGUAUUUCCAGCUCUGGUUAUCAUAUUUAAAGCGCAGUACAUGUACAUGCCUCAUUUUUAUUAUUCAAAAAUGCUGGACAGUCAUAAUUCUUACAAAGCAGUAUUGGCUGAAAACUGUUCGUCGUGGCUAUAAAAGAGUGAUUACUCUGGCUGCUGUCACUCUGCCUCUUCUUGCAGAUCUCUGCAGUUGGUUCUCGACCAGCUCUGGUGAGCGAUCAGAGGUGGUUGCUUUGGUUUCCUGCACAAAAGAGACAAGAGGCUGUUUUUCAGGGUCACGCAUUCAGUCGGUCUCAGGGAAAGAAAGCGUUUCUUUUAUACUUAUUACUUUACUUCAGGCCAAGAAUAGAAAAUCUAUGUGUGGUCUGAGAAGAUGGGCUUUCUUUGUUGAUUCAGAAACAUUACUGUGACAUAACUUCCAUCAAUGAGAUUUUCAGAUUUUGUAUAUAAAAUGUGCAAUGUGUGUAAAAGCUCUGGCAAUAUUUAUUAUAGUUCUUUGUGGCAAUAUAUACAUUUACAUAUUAGCAUAUCUUUCUUUUAUAUAGUCCUUUGUAUAAAAUGUACAUACAUAUAUAGUCAGCUUUUAUUUUGUAGUUUGUAUUUCUCUAUUUCUAUUUUUGUCCUGCCUGUUGCCUGUAACACCAAAAUUUCCCCGGCUCGGAAUUAAUAAAGUCUUAUCUAUCUAAAUAUUAUACUGUGUACACAUAGCACAUUUUUGCUCAUGUGUCCCAACUGGAAAGCUGAAGAGCAACUUGUGCCUUUAAAAUGAUCUCAUAACUGCCGUCAGUUUAUUUUUGACUAGAACCAUGCAAAUGUCCGUGAAGCUUUUAUACCGGUCAGCUGGAGAUAUGAUGUAAAUCAACCCCAAAAGUUCGCAUUCAGUGAAAAGACAGCUUCAGUUUACUGGCCUGCUCUUAAUUUGUAUUGCUACUCAAGCAUAAUCAUAAUGUAUUCCCAUAAUUGCAAAUGAUGUGGCUGGAAAGCAUUAGUCACACCUAAUAAGCAGAAGGCUGGUAAAAUG
This is a messenger RNA of Chelmon rostratus (copperband butterflyfish), 5354 nucleotides long. RefSeq names its product toll-like receptor 18 (gene tlr18). Gene Ontology annotation, biological process: inflammatory response; toll-like receptor signaling pathway; immune response. Bases 91 to 2715 code for a protein of 874 amino acids. Gene Ontology annotation, molecular function: transmembrane signaling receptor activity; protein binding. NCBI's taxonomy places the organism in Eukaryota, Metazoa, Chordata, Actinopteri, Chaetodontiformes, Chaetodontidae. The record is from RefSeq and is a predicted model, not a curated record. Gene Ontology annotation, cellular component: membrane. The transcript has 4 exons.